UAAAUUGCCACCCCCGGAAAUAUGUGCGUAGGAGUUCGGCUGUAUGUUGAUACAUAUAACAUGUACAUACAUUGACUGAUUCGAUCAUUCGAUGAAGCAGCACAAAGUUGACAACGGAGUGGCUGCCAUGGUGGAUCCCGCGUCCCGCGGCCAUCACCGCCCCCACCUGCUCCGCGUCCUCCGAUCCCCACCCGGCCACCACCACCACGCCCGAGAAGAAAACCGUAAGAAACGGUGGAAAAAUAAUUGGGAAAACAAAAUUUCAAAUCGAAGUCUUCCUACACCCAGCGACGAAAAGGCUGCGACAAUUCGAAUCAAAAAUCCAUCCGAGUCGAAUCGAGCCAGCGGAAACUCCGCGGCCGAUCUCCUGUGCUCUCACCGCCCGCCUCCCCCGAUUCUGCAGCCCCUCGCUGCGAAUCUGGACGCGAUUUCGAGGCUAGGGUUUGGGAGGCUCCGGAUCGCGAGCCCGUGCGGAGGCAAGGGUUUGGAUUCGGGGGUUGCUGCUGCAUGUCGGGGGUGCUGGAUUGAGCUACUCCGCGCCGGCUUGUGAUGGUGGUGACCGGCGGUGGAAGACGAGUAGACGGCGGCGGUGAGUAGGGUUUGUUGACUGAGUUGGGGUCGAGGGUGCGCCGGCCAUGGUGCGGCUUCUCGGGCUGCGGAGCCUGAGCUUCGGCCCGGAGGACUCGCCGCGGGAGAUCCCCUCCACUGCCGACGUGGCCCCGCCCGUUGGCAGCAGCGGCUGGCUCGUGCGCUUCUUCGACUCCGCCUUCUUCUGCGAGUGGAUUGCCGUCAGCUAUCUCUACAAGCACGACCAUGCUGGAGUGCGCGACUACCUCUGCAACCGCAUGUACACGCUCCCGCUGCCGGGGCUCGAGGCCUACCUCUUCCAGGUCUGCUACAUGCUCGUCCACAAGCCCAGCCCUUCCCUCGACCGCUUCGUCAUCGACACCUGCGCCAAGUCGCUCCGCAUCGCGCUCAAGGUGCACUGGCUCCUCGCUGCAGAGCUUGAGCUGGAGGAUGCUGACGAUCUCGACGGGAUCGAUAAGGUGCAGGAGCAGUGCCAGGUUGCAGCGACCGUGCAGGGCGAGUGGCCACCGCUUGUCCGGCCUUCACCUCCAUCCCCUGCUGCCAGUCCGCGAGGUAACCCCAUGCUCAGCAGAAUACGAUCGUCCAAGCAGCGGCUACUGUCCCUUGCAUCGUCACCUUCGCUUGGACUGAGCCCCCCAGCAGGUGGUGGGGUCAAUGUCGCUGAGGAUGCUAUGGGUACUGGAGGGAAGCAGCCAGCCACACCGUCAUCAGAGGAUAACAAGUUACUCAAGAGGCUGAGCAUUGGUCCAAAAAUGCGCGAUGCACUGCUCUUCAGACGAUCAGGAGAGAAGGAUGAAGAACAAGACCGGGAUGGUUUUUUUAAAAGGCUUCUUAGGGACAGCAGAGACAAGGAGGAGGAGGAUGGUGACAGAGAAGGAUUUUUCAAAAGAUUACUUAGCAGGGAGAAGGAUAAUGAGGAGGAAGAAAGUGAUAGAGAUGGUUUCUUCCGCAGAUUACUCAGGGAUAGCAAAGAGGAGGACAUGGAACUGACACCAAGCUCAGAUGGUUUGUUGAAGCGACUUUUUCGUGAUAAGGAGGACAGGCAAGGUGAGGAUGAUGAGAAGGAAGGAUUUUUUCGCAGGAUGUUCAAGGAUAAGAACGAGGAGAGGAGAGAUAGUAGUCAUGCAAGACAUGGGAAUGAGGAAAGACUGGGCAAGAGUGUGGAAGAUGAUGACAGAGAAGGUUUCUUCCGCAAAAUUUUCAAAGAUAAGAAUGAGGAGAGGAAAGAUGAAGGGCAUCAAAAGCCAGAUGAGAGGGAAAAGGUUGGUGCGAACAUAGAAGAUGAUAAGAGAGAUGGUUUUUUCAGGCAACUCUUUAAGGAGAAAAACGAUGAGAAAAAGGAAGGCAGCACACCAAGCAAGAAAGAGGAAGAUGAUAAAGGCCAUAAAAAUGCAGAUGAUGAUAAUUUCUUUCGCAGGCUUUUCAAGGAUAAGAAUGAAGAAAAGAAAGGGAUUGUUCAUGACAGGAAUGAAGAUGACAAGUGUGAGGAAGGUGAUAAAGAAAACUUCUUCCGCAAAUUAUUUAAGGAUAAACAUGAGGAGAGGAGAACUGAGGGACCUGAUAAAAAUGAUGAUUAUGGUAAGGGAAGUAGUGGUAUCGAAGAGGAAGAUAAUCCAGAGUUUUUGUCAUUCCGUAGGUUGUUUAGAGUGCACCCAGAAGAUUCUAAGAGUGGGCACAUAGAAAGCAGUCAAUCUAACAAUCUUUCUGAGGGGAGCCCAGGAUCAGAAAGCUUUUUUAAGAGGCUAUUCCGUGAUAGAGACCGCUCACUUGAAGAUUCUGAGAUUUUUGGGUCAAAAAUGGCAAAAGAGAAACACCCUGGUACUACAGGAAUCAAUGAGAAGCAAAGUGGAAAACCACCAUUACCAAUUAAUGCAGUAGCAGAGCUUCGAAAAGGUUCUUACUAUGCUUCGUUGGAACUUGUUCAGGCUUUAUGUGAUACAUCGUAUGGCCUGGUAGACAUAUUUCCUAUUGAGGAUCGUAAGAUUGCCCUCCGGGAGUCUCUUACAGAGAUCAAUAGCCAGAUUGCUUCUGCUGAAAAAAACGGAGGAGUAUGCUUUCCGAUGGGAAAGGGCAUAUAUCGAGUGGUUCAUAUACCUGAAGACGAGUCUGUUCUUCUGAAUUCUAGGGAGAAAGCUCCUUACCUUAUAUGUGUUGAAGUUUUAAAAGCAGAAGCUCCUAGCCACUCUAAAGGAUCAUCAGAUGGGCACAAAUUAUCAAAAGGUGGGAUACCAUUGGCUAAUGGAGAUGUGCAACUACCAAAACCACCUCCAUGGGCCUAUCCUUUGUGGAGCAGACACGAAACACAAAACUAUGAAACAGACAGAAUGCUGAAGUCUACUUCUCAGGUUAUUGACCAAGCAAUGGCUCAACUCUGGGAGACUAAAGUAAAAUUUGUAAAUGUUAGUUUCUCUAUUGAGAAACUUGGUCGCUCAAGGAGCAUUGUACUUUCUGAAACGGGUCGUAGGCUGCGACAUGAUGCUACGGAUUCUCAUGAUCCACCUGGAGAUUCGCAAACAGUUGCUGAUCAGCCUAUUGAAUGGGUGAAGGUUACGUUGUCUGCAGUUCCAGGAGUUAACAUGGAAGAUGUAGAUGAUAAUGAACCAACACGAAAGAAGGACCAUCGCCGUGUUCCUAGUACAAUUGCCAUUGAGGAAGUAAAGGCUGCAGCAUUAAAAGGAGAAGCUCCACCUGGUCUUCCUCUGAAAGGAGUUGCGCAGAGCACCCAAAAUUUAGAUCCUAAGGCUACUGAUGGUGGGGAUCCAAAACCAACCGAUGCUUUGGCUGGUGAGCUUUGGGCUGUCAAACGCGAAAGAAUUCGACGGUCUUCGGUUCAUGGAAAAUCACCUGGUUGGGACUUGCGUUCUAUUAUUGUCAAGAGUGGUGAUGAUUGCCGACAGGAACACUUGGCCGUACAGCUUGUUGCACACUUCUAUGAUAUAUAUCAAGAAGCUGGUUUACCACUAUGGCUGCGGCCUUAUGAAGUAAUUGUUACUUCAGCUUAUACAGCACUAAUUGAGACCAUCCCUGAUACGGCAUCAAUCCAUUCCGUCAAAAGUAGGUUUCCCAAUAUUUCAAGUCUCCGAGACUACUAUGUAGCCAAGUAUGAAGAGAAUUCUCCAAAUUUUAAACUCGCACAGAGAAACUUUGUUGAAAGUAUGGCUGGAUAUUCAAUUCUGUGCUACCUACUUCAGGUGAAAGAUCGCCACAAUGGGAAUCUUCUAAUUGAUGAGGAAGGACAUAUUAUUCAUAUUGAUUUUGGUUUCAUACUGUCGAACUCUCCUGGAGGUGUAAACUUCGAGAGUGCACCAUUUAAGCUAACGAGGGAACUCCUUGAAGUGAUGGAUUCUGAUGCAGAGGGAACUCCCAGUGAGUUCUUUGAUUACUUUAAGGUGCUAUGCAUUCAAGGUUUCCUUACUUGCCGGAAGCAUGCAGAACGUAUUAUACUUCUUGUGGAAAUGUUGCAGGAUUCUGGCUUUCCAUGUUUCAAAGGUGGCCCUCGCACAAUACAAAACUUGAGGAAGAGGUUCCACUUGAGUCUAACUGAAGAGCAAUGUGUAUCCCUGGUGCUCUCACUGAUCAGUAGCAGCAUGGAUGCUUGGCGCACUCGGCAAUAUGAUUACUACCAGAGAGUAUUGAAUGGAAUUUUAUGAUUUUCCCCACAGGAGCAACGGAUUCAUUCAGAAACCAAUUUUCUUGUAUCCUUGGAGCAAACCAUGGGAUUGCAUAGGUCAGUUUUGGGCUGAUCUAUGCUGGCACCCCAUAUCAGAUUUCCAGGAGAGGACUAGGUUAUUGAUCACUGUGUUUUCAUGUGGCAUUGCACAUUUGUGGUCAACUAGGGAAACAGAUUGGUGCCGCAUUGUACUUUCAUGGGACCCCCCCUCUGAAAGAGUUGAGAAGUGUACAGUCAUCGGCAGUCAUCUAGUUAGCGCUUUGUGCUAGGAGGUUGUGACCAGUGGAGCUCUAUUUGGCAUAUUGGAAUUUGGAAUCCGGCUACAUUGUUGUACAGACCUUUGAUUGACGUAGCUUGGAGAGGAUGUAGGAGUGAACAGGGCCAUGCUUUGAAGCGAACAAGUUAUAGGCAUAUGGGAGCUGGGGAUCAUCCGAGACAGAUGCCGCUCGAAGUGUCACUGUACUUGUUGUGUGGUAUCCCUAUAGCACCAAAGUAGAUGGAGAUGUGCUUUGCUAAAAAAAGAUAAAGACCCAGUGUUGGCCGCUCUCAUAUGUCACUAGGUCUGAAAGGAAAUUGGCCGCUAAUUUGCGCGAGGCCUGUCCUUCAGAGAGGUGCUUUGCUGCAUUUGUAAAUUAUCAUUACUGUACAGGGACCAUACUGUCUUAGCAUUCUGUUUUUAAGUUGUUAAGAUUUUAAUUCCUUCUUUGUGGGUGUCUUGGUCUUCGAAGAUCUAGGUGAUAGCUUGUUUGACUAGCACUAUGAUCAGUGUUCGAAAGUACAGUUCCAUGUGUCAUGAAGAAAAACACUGCAAGAUUUUUAAUACAUUUUUGAUGUACUAUGAGAGCAAAUUUCUAUUUC
Messenger RNA from Zea mays, 5116 nucleotides. RefSeq names its product phosphatidylinositol 4-kinase beta 1. Gene Ontology annotation, cellular component: membrane; cytoplasm. Gene Ontology annotation, molecular function: 1-phosphatidylinositol 4-kinase activity. The transcript is spliced from 16 exons. Gene Ontology annotation, biological process: phosphatidylinositol phosphate biosynthetic process; phosphatidylinositol-mediated signaling. NCBI's taxonomy places the organism in Eukaryota, Viridiplantae, Streptophyta, Magnoliopsida, Poales, Poaceae. The record is from RefSeq and is a predicted model, not a curated record. The coding region runs from base 636 to 4238 and encodes 1200 amino acids.